AUGGCAGGUAGGGGUGAUGCAGAUUCUCGUUCCUUAGAACAAACGCCCACCUGGGCUGUCGCCAUUGUUUGUCUGGGCUUUGUAAUCAUCUCAAUACUGAUCGAACAAGCUAUUCAUUUUCUUUCUAAGUGGCUCGAGAAACGCCGAAAGAAAGCUCUGGGUAAAGCACUGGAAAAGAUCAAAGCAGAAUUGAUGCUUCUGGGAUUUAUCUCGCUGCUGCUUACCGUUGGGCAGAAGCCAAUUUCAGAGAUUUGUAUAUCUAAGAAGAUAGGAGACACCUUUCUUCCCUGUUCAAAGAAGGAGGCCUUAUCAUAUGAAGAGGUUAAGACUGGUCACUGUGCUCAACAAGGCAAGGUUCCUCUGAUAUCACAAGAUGGACUACAUCAACUGCACAUCUUCAUUUUUGUUUUGGCCGUUUUUCAUGUCUUGUCCUGCGUUAUGACCAUGUCGCUAGGAUGGGCAAAAAUGAGGACAUGGAAAGCAUGGGAAGAGGAGGCUAAAAGUAAAUUUUCUAUUGAUCCUUCAAGGUUUAGAUUUACUCGUGAAACUACUUUUGGAAGGAGGCAUGUGAGUUUCUGGUCCACAAUACCUAUUUUCACUUGGAUUGUAUGUUUCUUUAGACAAUUUUUUAUAUCAGUACCCAAAGUGGAUUACUUAACAUUGCGCCAUGGCUUUAUACUUGCUCACUUUUCUCCAAAUGCUACAUUUGAUUUUCAAAAAUAUAUAAAGAGAUCUCUAGCCAAAGACUUCAGUACUGUUGUAUCAAUCAGUCCACCUCUAUGGUUUUUUGCCAUCUUAUUUCUCCUCCUCAGCGAGAACGGGAUGUCUAGACUAUGUUGGUUAUCAUUCAUUCCAUUGCUUAUUCUUCUGAUAGUGGGAACGAAGUUGCAAGUUAUAAUAACUAAAAUGGCAUUGGAUAUCCAAGAUAGAAGCUCUGUAGUGCAAGGAGCUCCUGUGGUGAAGCCCAAUGAUCAACUGUUUUGGUUUGGUCGACCUCGCUUGAUCCUCUAUCUCAUCCAUUUUACCCAAUUUGAGACUGCUUUCCAGAUUGCUUUCUUCUUUUGGACAUGGUACGAGUAUGGAUUGACUUCUUGCUUCAAUACAAGGGUGCAAGGUACUAUACUCAAAAUAACCACGGGGAUUGCAGCUCAAAUAUUGUGCAGCUAUGUAACUCUUCCUCUCUAUGCUCUUGUUACACAGAUGGGGAGUAACAUGAGAACAGCCAUAUUUGAUGAAAGUGUAGCUGAGUCUUUGAAGAAGUGGCAUCAUAGAGCCAAGAAGAACCUUAGGAAAAAUAUGAAGAAAAGGCAGGAAGAUCUAUCAAAUAGACAAGAUACUUCUUGUGAAGGAUCUUCGUCUCCUGAUCUUCUUAACAAGUACAAAAGUGCAGACGACCCAAAAAGUGCCCAAAAUUUGGAACACCAUGAAUAUGAGUUUUCAGAUAUUGACGCAGACACAGAUACACCUUCUCCUUCUCACCAUUCUCAUUACAAUGCUAAUAACAAUUCAAAGGAAAAAUUACAUGGAGAAACACAAGAUGUUGAAAUAGGUGGCUGA
This is a messenger RNA of Cryptomeria japonica (Japanese cedar), 1557 nucleotides long. Its product is annotated as MLO-like protein 2. Bases 1 to 1557 code for a protein of 518 amino acids. The transcript is spliced from 16 exons. Gene Ontology annotation, biological process: defense response. Lineage: Eukaryota; Viridiplantae; Streptophyta; Pinopsida; Cupressales; Cupressaceae. The record is from RefSeq and is a predicted model, not a curated record. Gene Ontology annotation, cellular component: membrane.